UUUGGCAUGUGGGGCACACACACCAAACACCGAUAGCCAAUGGCAGUACAGUACUCAGUAAUGAUCCACGCGUGGUGCUGUGGUGAACAUCUCCAUCAUCCACUGAAUACCAACUAGAGCAUCAGGCGGACGUGUCCUGCUGACAACAAAUACGAGGGUGCGAGUUGGGAUAAAGAACAAAACACUGACAUUUCUGCAGCUAAAACUACUACUUGUGUCGUCGAGCGGAUUUCACAAAGGACAUUGUCACUGAGUACGUGCUACCCAAGUUCGGACCGAUGUGGAAACCUCUGGGCGUUAUCUUCCAGGCUGCCAUGGUUACGCCGUAAAAGGGUAGUAUUUAUUGUAACAUUUGUGAUUUCAACGAGAUCAUGGGCUCCAGGCUCAGCCGCCAGAACAGUCUCGACAACGAGAAUUUUUCAAGGAGGCGACGGAAACAUCUCGACAGUACGGGAGAGAGCGAUCGGAGCGGAGACUUCUUGUUUACAUCCCUGAUGCUCAGGUCGGAUAAGCUGCCGGGGAUGCUGAGGAGAGCCAACCACAGCCCGUAUGUCAGACGAGUCGCCUGGGUCCGAGAGAUUCAGAAGCUCCUUCGGGAGAGGAAGAGAGAAGAGGCGACGGACGUGCUCAAACUGUUGAGGAAGGACCUGGGAUUAGAGGGUACGUCACUCAAUGAUAUCCUCUAUAAGAACGCAUCCUUUCUAAACCUGGUGGACCCCAUAUCUCAUGAGCUCCUGCUGAGCCUGGCCAGAGACAUGCAGUGCCCAAAGAAGGACUCAGACACACUGAAGUCAUCUGAUAAAAUCUGCAGACAGCUCAUCUACCACCUGACCCCUCACUCCAAGUGGCUCAGAAAAAGUAUGACCCGGAGAAAGGCCCAGGCCUGUCUUAAAACAACACUUCAGAAGAAGCUCUGCAGUGACUCUGUGGACCUCUCUGGCAUCCCUUUAUCAACUCGCGACAUACGGCAUGUGGCGUAUUACCUCCAGACCAGUGGGGGCGCUGUGAUAUCCGUAGAUCUUAGUUUCACUGAGCUCCGGGAUGAGGGCCUACGUCUACUUCUGCCCUUCCUGGGUGCAUUGCCCAAACUCACAACACUGGCUCUCAAUGGGAACCGUCUGACUCUUGGCAUCCUUAAAGAUCUGACUGAAGCCCUCAAAGAUUCCAAGAAGUUCAGUUGUCUUGCCUGGGUUGACCUGGGCAACAACGUGGACAUAUUUACCAUGCCACAGCCUCUUCUGGUGGCCCUACGUCGACGCUGUAGUCUAAAGGGCAGUCUGCCCACCAUCUAUGAGUACACAGAGGGUCAGCCCUAUUGCUACCGCAUGGAGAGCUCAAUUGAAGAACCUAGCCACUAUGAAGAAGAGGAGGAUGAAGACGAGGAGGAGGAAGAGGAUCUGGAGCCAUGGAGCAUCGGGGAACACAAAAGUUCAGGUAGUUUUACCCUGCACCAUUGUGAGAGGUGAGCCAAUCACGAUCAUUGUGACCUAACGAUGGGAUAAAGAAAGAACGGGAGAGUGCAGGCAAGAGAUCUCUCUUCUCUCAGUACCAUUUUCCCAAUCAACACCUUUUACCAUCUCCCUCCUCCACUGCAGCUCCAUGACCUUCCCAUUGCGGUUAUGUGUGAACCAACAGCAUCACAUUUAAAGAGCCAACUAACCACCUGAACACAGCAAACGGUGAAACGCGCUGGUUUGAAAUUCUCUCAAAGCUUCACCAUUGACUUACUGUGUUGGCAGAUGACGCUCCUUGACUCGAGGUGGGGGUUCAUUGGAGGCGUCCACAGAGAGUUGCAUUAAAGAUGCUUUCUUACGCCCCUCUUCGGUCACGAAUGACCAGUGAUGGACAGGAAAAAAUGCCAAUAAAAAAUCCUUGAGUCAGUCAACUGGCUGAUGCAUACCAACGGAGGAUUUGAAGCUCUACGGACCCGGCUUUUAACUAAGGUAUGGUUAGGAAUUUUGUGGGGUCUGGUCAGGUUUAGUUGUAUUUGUCAGUGUUGCAUUGCUGAGGCCGUCUCUGCCACAGCAGACCGGACCUAUCACCACUCUGUGUGUGCUCUACUAAUCUCCCAACAAAAGCCAUGAAACCAGCUCAACAGACUAUACAGCCGACCCACGUCACGUGACGCAAGCAAAACUGCUAUGUCAAGACUUUUGCAUUUUCCCCCCCUUUCCAAAAUGUUCACUUGUGUAUACCCACGCACCACUUAUCGUGUAGUUGUGAAUGAUGAAACAAAAAGGAAACGCUGUUGAACUGUCAGCAUCUUGUUUUUGUUGUCUGCUAAUGAUGAACAAACUAUCUUAGAAGACAACAGGUGUAUUUCAACAAAGAAACAUUUUUGUUGUAUAUGAGAAGAUUGCUCACCUUUUUAUGUUCAGGUCAUCUUAAAUAUACCUCUUAAAUAUGUCUUGCUGUGUCAUUGCCGUGCUGCUCCCUUUGGAAUCGUCCAUUGAAAUAUGGUGGGUCAUUAUGCUACAUUUCUGUAUGGUGUAUUUUAAUAUCUGGAGCACAUUGAUUAAUCAUGUCUGGUCAACUUUACUAAAACUUUCUUAAAUGUUCUUAGCAUCAUGCUCAAAAUAAUCUUGCCUGUAACACAGAGUUGCAGCAACACCCCUUCUAUUUUAAAUCAAAUUUUGGUCAUUAAUCAUAAAAUUAAAGGGAUACUCCAUCCCAAAAUGAAAAUUUUGUCAUUAAUCACUUACCCCCAUGUCGUUCCAAACCCGUAA
Molecule: messenger RNA, 2726 nt
Organism: Cyprinus carpio (common carp)
Lineage: Eukaryota; Metazoa; Chordata; Actinopteri; Cypriniformes; Cyprinidae
Product: leucine-rich repeat-containing protein 75B-like
Source: RefSeq, a predicted model, not a curated record